This is a messenger RNA of Melanaphis sacchari, 663 nucleotides long. Its product is annotated as zinc finger BED domain-containing protein 1-like. Gene Ontology annotation, biological process: regulation of transcription by RNA polymerase II. Gene Ontology annotation, cellular component: nucleus. The transcript has a single exon. The record is from RefSeq and is a predicted model, not a curated record. Gene Ontology annotation, molecular function: protein dimerization activity. The coding region runs from base 1 to 663 and encodes 220 amino acids. NCBI's taxonomy places the organism in Eukaryota, Metazoa, Arthropoda, Insecta, Hemiptera, Aphididae.
AUGGUCCGGCCUCUUCUUAAAAUUGUUAUGGAAAAGCAUUUACAACCUCAGAUAAAUGACGAUGAAAUUGCUGAAAAUUUUAAACAUACUGUAAUACAGGAAUUAAAAUACCGUUUUAAGUUAGAAUGGAAUCCUUCCAGUCACGUGUCUGCUAGACAAAUUGCAUCUUUUCUCGACCCAAGAUACAAAGAUUUAGAACAUGAAGUAGCAGAUGCAAAAGAGGAAAUUCGAAAACAAGUCAAGAGUUUGUUAGAUGAUAUUAGUAAAAAUAAUAGCGAUAUUCAAAUUCAAACAUCUGAGACAAAAAACGACUCCAGUGCACUUGCAUUUCUAUACGGUGAUAAGCACAACUGUAAUACAGAUGAUACUACAGUUCAACUUCAAAAUUACUUGGCAGAACCACAAUUACGGUUUGAUUUGGAUGCAUUGGAAUGGUGGAAGACGCGUGCAAUGAAGUAUCCAUUAAUGGUUGUUUUAGCUGUUAAAUAUUUAGGGAUACCAGCAACUUCAGUAAGUUCUGAACGGUGUUUCUCGACUGCUGGAAACAUAGUUACGGCUAAGAGAAGUUGUUUGGCACCCGAGACAUCUUUCCGUGUGUUGCGGGGUCGACCAGUUCUUCCGGGUUGCCCCGGAGACACUCAGCCCCUUGUUCCCUUUAUGUAA